CUGGUUAGUCUCAGAGUGGGCAGCACUAGUAUUGGACAUGUGCUAAUAGCAUUGACGGUUGUGGUGACUUUUUGUGAUUUGUGACUGUGUUUUGUGAUGUUGCUCGGUGUAAUGCCCGAAGACAGCGUCCCUGGAGGACUCCUCGUGCCCACGGCGAAGAGUCAAAGGGCUACGGACUUUUCUAUCGCUGCCAUUAUGGCCCGUGUUGCGUCGCCGCCGGAUGGCGAACGCCUCAUAGCCAGAGAGUCUCAAACCGACGGUAGUCUUUCGCGUUUGAGUUCCCCGGAUCUAGACGAUCCUCUAGAAGAUGACGACGUAGAGGUAGACGUAGAAGAAUGUUCAGAUAGCGAAUCGUCACGAGUGAUAAAAUCCAAAAUACUAAGACAUAGUCCAGCCAUUUCAGAUUGCGGAUCAGAAGCGGCGGAUCUUGAUAGAGAAUCGCCUGACAUUGUUCCCGAAAAAAAUUCACCGAAAACCCCGAAAAUACUUUGCAAUUGUGAGGAACUGUUAAAUGUCGAGUGUCAUCUUGAAACUAAAGAUCUUUGGGACAAAUUCCAUGAAUUGGGAACGGAGAUGAUCAUCACCAAAACGGGAAGGAGAAUGUUUCCCACAUUAAGGGUAUCCUUUACCGGUAUUCGAUCGGACCAAAGGUAUGCAGUACUGCUAGACGUUGUACCGGUAGACAACAAAAGGUACCGAUACGCGUACCACCGGUCAUCAUGGUUAGUUGCCGGAAAAGCCGAUCCACCCGCACCCAAUAGGCUCUACGCGCAUCCAGACUCUCCUUACUCUGGAGAGCAACUCAGGAAACAAGUGGUGUCUUUCGAGAAAGUGAAACUUACUAAUAACGAAAUGGAUAAAAAUGGACAGAUUGUCCUGAACUCGAUGCACAGGUAUCAGCCGAGAAUCCACCUGGUGAAAUGGCGAGAACAUUCGGGCCCCAUCAGCGAUCUCGAGUCUGAGCAGUAUAGGACGUUCAUAUUUCCUGAGUCUGUUUUCACGGCAGUAACGGCAUAUCAAAACCAGCUCAUCACCAAAUUGAAAAUCGAUUCUAACCCAUUCGCCAAGGGGUUCAGGGAUUCUUCACGACUCACCGACUUUGACAGGGAACCCAUGGACAGCCUCUUCAUGGACCAACACUUCCUGCGAUCGUCUCUGCGUUUAUACUCAGGUGAUUCACUAGAUAACGAAAACAACAACGCUUCGUCUUUCUUCUCAGCCGCUAUGGUUGAAAAAGCCAGAGCCCAACUCCAGAUGUGGGGUCGAGCAGGUGGCGCUUACAAUCCCAGUGAGUUACAUGCUUUCCUCCUUAACAGUACCCCAAAUCAACAAGUGUUCCUAAGCCAAAGACAGACCGUACCGCUCGGUAUCCCGAGCCACCUCUGGAAUCAAGGUGGUGGGGCCGCGUGGCAAAGCCCUAUACACAGCGGGUUGCCACCAGGUUUCCUAGGACCUCCUGGAUCGCAUAGGCAUCAAAUUACUCCGCCGCCCGCAUCAACGCCAAGUUCAUCGGGUUCCCCUUCUCCAACUUCGAUGAGUAUGAGUACCUCUAGUGAUUUGAGGUUACCUAAAGCGAUGUUUCCUUCGGCAAUACAUCACAGGUUUAGUCCCUACGCGUCGAUAUCUAGGCCGCUUGGGCCUUCAUUGAGUCCUCCUUCGAGAUCUAGUAAUUGAUGUUAGGGCUUCUUAGUUAUCUUGGGGUUGAGUAUCAAAUUGCGAUAUUUUAUUUGUAUAAAUAUAGAGAAUAUAAUUAAUCAUUUAUAGUUAUUAAAAC
Molecule: messenger RNA, 1774 nt
Organism: Psylliodes chrysocephalus
Lineage: Eukaryota; Metazoa; Arthropoda; Insecta; Coleoptera; Chrysomelidae
Source: the annotation of a GenBank genome assembly